UGUCAGAGACCAUGACGGGAUCCGCGUGCGGAGGAGGAUGAUGUUCCUGCAGGGACUCACCUGUGGAUGGACGCCGUCAGGAUGCCUUACCUGAACAGAACUCUGCUCCUCCUCUUAGCACUGCUCCUGUUCCUGCUGCUGGGUCAGAUCCGAACCGCGGAGGCGCGCAAACACGGACAGCGGGUGCGCAGAUGGACCGGACCCGAGGAGACCCACAAGCAUGGCGUCGCUUUGCCAAAGAAACCUCCAGAUGUGACCAAGUCCAGGAAAACCAAGACGGAGCAGCUUCUCAAAGUAGAUGAUCAUGACUUCACAAUGAGACCGGCAUUUGGAGGUCCUGCCCUCGCAGUUGGUGUGGACGUCCAGGUAGAGAGCUUAGACAGCAUCUCUGAAGUCGAUAUGGACUUCACCAUGACGCUGUACCUCAGACAUUAUUGGAAGGACGAGCGUCUGUCCUUCUCUAGUAGCACCAACAAGAGUAUGACCUUCGACGGGCGCCUGGUGAAGAAGAUCUGGGUCCCUGACGUCUUCUUCGUCCACUCUAAGAGGUCCUUCAUCCACGAUACGACAACAGACAACAUUAUGCUGCGUGUCUUUCCUGAUGGACAAGUCCUCUACAGUCUAAGAGUGACGGUUACAGCAGCCUGUAACAUGGACUUCAGCCGCUUUCCUCUGGAUUCUCAGACCUGCUCACUGGAGCUGGAGAGCUACGCUUACACAGACGAGGACCUGAUGCUGUACUGGAAGAACGGGGAUGAGUCCCUGAGCACCGACGACAGGAUCUCUUUGUCCCAGUUCCUUAUCCAGAAGUUCCACACCACAUCCCGUCUGGCCUUCUACAGCAGCACGGGCUGGUACAACCGUCUCUACAUCAACUUCACACUGCGACGCCACAUCUUCUUCUUCCUGCUGCAGACAUAUUUCCCUGCAACACUGAUGGUGAUGCUGUCCUGGGUCUCAUUCUGGAUCGACAGACGGGCUGUGCCAGCCAGAGUCUCCUUAGGUAUCACCACGGUUCUGACCAUGUCCACUAUCAUUACUGGAGUCAAUGCCUCCAUGCCGCGAGUGUCAUACAUUAAAGCGGUGGACAUCUACCUGUGGGUCAGCUUUGUUUUCGUCUUCCUAUCUGUGUUGGAAUAUGCUGCUGUCAACUACCUAUCCACCGUCCAGGAUCGCAGAGAGCGUAAAAGGAGAGAGAGGGCACGCUCCCAGUCGCUGCCCUGCACCUGCAGCAUCUCCCAAACACGCACCAUGACCAUGUUGGAUGGGACUUACAGCGAGGCCGACACCAACAGCCUAGCUGGCUACACCGAGGAGCCAAUGGGUCCUGAGGACGAGCCCGAGCCAGAGCCUGAGCCAGAGGAGAAGCCAAAGGUCCCAGAGAAGUCAGAGCAUAUGGUGGUCCACCUGUCCAUGAGCACCGAGCCUGCGGGCAUCAAGAAGAGGAAGAGUCUACGCGCCCUCAACAUCAUCCAGAAUACACAUGCCAUUGAUAAAUAUUCUCGGAUGAUUUUUCCUGGAUCAUAUAUUUUCUUCAACCUUAUCUACUGGUCUGUUUACUGCUGAUUGACAGCUGGGGAUCAGGGUGAGGCUGGCAAGGUAGAAACAAGCCGUUGUGAUAAAGCUGGGGAGGAGACUUUGAACAGUUAGUGUUCUACAAGAUACACAAAUAGAACAAGGAGUCCAGCAGGACCUGAGGAGAUUCAAAGGCUCUUCAAUUAUCUUUAGCUUUCUGCUCCUGGGUUUCAUUUUGCUCCAACAGCAGCUUGAAUGUUGAUAUUUUAACAAGGAAACCAUAAACUCUAUCACGUUACCUCUUAGUUAUGAAUGUUUGGGUCCAGAAGUUUUCAUCCGUUUGUGGUUUAAUGGUAUUAAAACCUGAAACUGAGGAGGUUAUUAACACAAAGAAAAUGUCUCAGGUUAGAAUACACAGAGGAGAUUAUCUGGUUAUAUUUAUAUCCAUCUGAAUGUAAUAUGCUCAGAUUUAGUUUAUGGGCUUUGAUGGGAUUCUGGUUUGCAUGAUCCUGUUGAGCUCAGCAGAUGUCACCUCAGGAAAUGUUAACCGCUCAGUCUAAUUACAUGGUAAAAUAAUCAGAUAUGAAACAGGGCAGCAGGUAGAAGGCACCUGGCGGCAGUUGUCAUGGUAACAGGCGUUAAUGAUGGAAGGGAAUUGGGUUGUGUAUUUUCUUAGUUUUCAACUGGUGAAGUUGUUUAUUACAGAGGAUAUCUAACUAUAAAGAGAACUCUGGCUGAGAUUUAGCCUUGAAGAGAUUUCCACACAUCAUUAAGUAAUUGGCUCUUUUCAAAGAGGAGGAAUCAGAAGCAGUAAUAAAUUUGAUCUGUUAUUAAUUAAAUAUUUUCAGAUUUCAAAGAUUUUCAGCAAUCAGGAUUUAAUUUGCUGCUCUUGUAAAAUGUAUACUCACGGCCUCUAACUGUAGAAUAUACCAGCUUACCUACAUGUCAGCAUCCGUAAAGCCUGAACACUGAAACCAGCUGAUAGAAUGACUCGGGUUUAGAUUAGGUUCUGUUAAACCUGAUCUCCACAACCAUCUGAUGGCAGCUUCAGACAUGUUUCUGGGAAGCUGCCUUUUUUCAACCUGAGAAAACAUUCUUGUGUUUAUUUAUAUUAUUAUUGUAGGACUGAUUUACUCCAGUGAAAAAAAUAUGUGUAUUAUUAAAUGAAAAAACUAUGUAGAUUAAACAACUGUGGAAACUGUUGAAAGAGAGCUUGCUUCUAAAGUUUUUAUAAAAUUGGGAAGGACUGCUAACAAGCUGACAUUGAGUCAAUCAAAGAUUAUGAGCAGCUUUUUUAGGAGAAUAUCAUGUUGGACGCCCUGCAUCUGCGGCUCCGCCUCUGCAGCUUCACAAAGGUCUGCAGCUCAACAUCCAUCUGUAGCGCCGCCUCCGUCUGCAGCCUCAUGGAGGUCUGCAGCUCGACAUCCAUC
Messenger RNA from Cyprinodon variegatus (sheepshead minnow), 2945 nucleotides. It is a transcript of the gene gabrr2a, whose product is annotated as gamma-aminobutyric acid receptor subunit rho-2-like. The transcript is spliced from 9 exons. Lineage: Eukaryota; Metazoa; Chordata; Actinopteri; Cyprinodontiformes; Cyprinodontidae. Gene Ontology annotation, molecular function: neurotransmitter receptor activity; extracellular ligand-gated monoatomic ion channel activity; GABA-A receptor activity. Gene Ontology annotation, biological process: regulation of membrane potential; chemical synaptic transmission; monoatomic ion transmembrane transport. The coding region runs from base 67 to 1566 and encodes 499 amino acids. Gene Ontology annotation, cellular component: membrane; neuron projection; synapse. The record is from RefSeq and is a predicted model, not a curated record.